This is a messenger RNA of Aspergillus ruber CBS 135680, 789 nucleotides long. Its product is annotated as 1-phosphatidylinositol-4-phosphate 5-kinase. The record is from RefSeq and is a predicted model, not a curated record. NCBI's taxonomy places the organism in Eukaryota, Fungi, Ascomycota, Eurotiomycetes, Eurotiales, Aspergillaceae. The transcript has a single exon. The coding region runs from base 172 to 555 and encodes 127 amino acids.
CUUUUUCUUUUGUUACCGUUUAUCUGAACAAUUGCUAAAUGUUCUUAGUAUGGAACCAUCAAAAGGAUAGAGAACUUCUUCAAAGGUCUGUCAAACGAUCGAACACAAAUCUCGCCAAUUCCACCUGAAGGCUACGGUGAUCGUUUCAUCAAUUUUAUCCGCGGCAUCACGAUGUCCAAGGAAGAAGCUGAGCGACAUCGUGAGUCCCGUGCAAUGGGCCGACCAUCUACAGAACGCACCCCGUCGGUUGAAAGAACCAUGCAGCACGCGGAAAAGGAGGCGUCCAAGGAUGUUUCCAUUACACAUCCCCGGACAUUAUCAACAGUUCGGGAUCCUACAGACGCCAACGGUCCUGGACCGACCUCGACACUUCCGAUUGUGGAUGAAGCGGGCGAGGCCAGCAGUGUCGGGGGCCAUAGCCAGCAUAGUCGACAAGGACCUCCGGUGCCUGCGGAGAAGGACUUGCCACCGAUUCCCAACCAGAAUGGAUUCGGUAUGCCAGAGAAGGGCAAAGCAGCAGUUCGUGACGAGAAUUCCAGACCUUAUCGAGGUUAAUGGCGCCCUCUUUAUGGUUGACUUGCCGUUGCCUCUUUGAUUUUCACCAUUUCUCGUCCCGUUUAGGAACCGCUCUUCAUAGAGUGUCAUGUUACUACGACUGAUGUGUGUUUCCAUGGAUGGGGGUUACCUGCUUUUUUUUUUUUUUAUCAGGACGCAACUUUGUCCGUUUCGACAUGUUCAGCUGAACCUUUUUCUUAUCACCUUUCCGUUUCGAUUCGCGGAUGAACAGUG